Cariama cristata (Red-legged seriema) is the source of this 414-nucleotide messenger RNA. RefSeq names its product phosphatidylethanolamine binding protein 1 (gene PEBP1). The transcript has 3 exons. The annotation marks the transcript as partial. The record is from RefSeq and is a predicted model, not a curated record. Gene Ontology annotation, biological process: negative regulation of MAPK cascade. NCBI's taxonomy places the organism in Eukaryota, Metazoa, Chordata, Aves, Cariamiformes, Cariamidae.
GUCCAGCAUCGCCCCACCAGCAUUGAGUGGGAUGGCUGUGAUCCCCAGAAGCUUUACACCCUGGUUCUCACAGACCCAGAUGCUCCCAGUAGGAAGGACCCAAAGUUCAGGGAAUGGCAUCACUUCCUGGUGACCAACAUGAAAGGCAACAAUGUGGGCAGUGGGACUGUGCUGUCAGAUUACGUCGGCUCCGGCCCUCCCAAAGGAACAGGGCUGCAACGCUACGUGUGGCUGGUGGAAGAGCCCUGCAACGAGCCCAUCCUCUCUAAUCGCUCUGGUGACAAACGAGGGAAGUUCAAGGUGGCUUCUUUCCGCAGCAAGUACGAGCUGGGGGUGCCAGUGGCUGGCACUUGCUACCAGGCAGAGUGGGAUGACUACGUGCCGAAGCUUUAUGAGCAGCUGUCAGGGAAGUAG